UUUCUCUUUGCGCACUUUGCUAAAAUCUGUCACAGUGGUGAAACAUAUGUAAAAAUUCUCCUCUGCAACUUAAUAAUUUUAUUUUAAAUCAACGACUAAUGCAGAUGUAAUUUAGAUAUGGGUUCCGACAGUUCCUCGUCUUUCGGAGAUUGCCCAAAAGCAAAGAAAUCAAAAACCUCAGAAGAAGCAAUUUCCACAUCAUAUUGGGCCCAUUUACCCUCAGUAUUGUUACAUGAUAUUUUUGACUUGUUAAAUAAGGAAGACAGAAAAAAUGCGUCUGCCGUUUGCAAGCACUGGAGGCAGAAUUUGUUUCACCCAAAAUGGUGGCCCACAAUGACAUUCAAAAUAGAACAAAAUAAUAUACAAAAAGCUAGGUUUUACAUAUACACGUUCGGCAAACUCGUAACAGAAGCAAGAAUCGUAUUAAACUCAUUGUCGAUUGAAUGUAUGGAGGAAUUUAUUAAUUUAUUGCAGUUAUUAAGUGAAAAUAAUAAUUUGAAGAGUUUGAUCGUCGAACCCACCCAUUGCCGUUUUGAGGUACCCUCCAAGAUUAUAGGAAGCUGUGAUGACCCGUGGAAUAUAAUGAAGUUGUUGAGGCCCUGCUUACCGAAACUAAGCACGUUUAGUAUAGGUUGUAUAGAAGAUUUAACUUAUUUUCUGGAUGAUAUUUUAAAGAAUCUUUCGCCAUCGAAGGUGACUCAUCUUGGACUAGCAUCCGUGAAGGAUGACCCCGUUAAAUACGAGGUGGCAUAUUUCGAUCCCGAAAUGAUCGCUCCUUUUACCAAAUUAAAGGUAUUAAGCAUAGAUUAUGACCAGUUGUCCGAUGAAUUUUUAUAUAAGUUAGAGACAGCUAAACAGUUAGAGAGAUUAGUAGUACACCUGCAUGGCGUCCGGAAGAAUCACCCCGGCACCACGAACAAGGCGUGGGACGAUUUCCGACGGGGCCAUCCGACUUGCGAAUUCCGACUGACCGUCAUACACGCCUUCAAGGACAUCAAGAGCAUCCACGAGACCGUCAUGCGCCGCUUCAUGCCCCUGUCGCACCUCAAGGUGUUCUUCUGCGAGAGUGUGAACCUGGAACUCGUUCAGAACCUUUCCUCCCACUACGGGGAGACCCUGCGCAGCAUCAUGUGGGUGGACUCCAUCAGCCACAACGACAACAGUUGGAUCUUCGUCAAGCCCUUGUUCGACGAGAGCCCCGACCCUUUCGUCCUGGCGGCGUGGCUGUGCAAGAAUCUGGAGGAGUUCGUCUUGUACGGUUACAAGUACUGGGAAGAGAACCUGGUGGCUAUCGGGCGGCUCCGCGGCGAACACUUGAAGAAUCUCGAGAUAGCCGAGCACGAUAUUAUCUUUUACCCGGGGCCCAAUCUGGAGGACGCUUUGUUGGACAUUCCAAAGAGCUUGCAGAAGCCUUGGAAGCCGACACAGCAGGACGAGCUUCAUCCCGUGAUUUGUAACCCGACAGAUGGUGAUUCGGAUGAAUACCUGUUGCCAAUAGUCCUAGCAGACUUGCACUAGUUAAGUACUACAUCUGUAAAAUAAAACCUAAACAUCGUUUUUUUAAACUUUUUAAAAUUUCAAUACGUUUGUUCUGUUUAUUGUUGUUUUGCGGAACAUCAAGUACCAGGCUAUGCAGGGCGUCACUUUUCCGUUCGUUUACAGCAUCGUUUUGUUUUGUUCGCCCUACGGCUGCUUUUCGCCAGCCGAGGAAAAACGGAUAUUAUUUAAACGGAUGUCAGUGGGGUUACUUUUACGUUUAUUCUUUGUUAAUUAUUAUUUCCGAGAAAUAAUAUCGAGAGAGCUUUGCAUUUUCCAGCGGAUUUUUUUUUUAAAGAUACUUGACGUGCAAAGAUUGACGUGUUUUUUUUUAAAUAAAAAAAAGUAGAGAUAAGAAGUAAAACAUCUGUGAUAUAGUAAAACUCUUAUUGAAAAAAAAAAGCAAGCGGAACGUAACAACGAUUGUUAACACAAAUAAGCGAAUAAUAUUUUGCCACUUGUAACAAACUACUACGUACCUGCGAGAUCACGGACUUUUCGCUCGGAGAAAAGGAGCAGCGACGAGUCUUGCCGAUCAGAGAAUGUGGUUUAAGCAUUUAAAUUCACCGGAACUUGGGUGUUGUUGAGUUUUAUUUAAUCUAUCUUUAUUUCAGUUUUCGGGGCGAUUGCCUCUGAAUUUUGUAGUGUUUGCACAAACUUGGUACGAGAAAACUGUUGUUAUAAUUAUCUUCAACGAGGUUAUACAUCUAAUCUCAUUGUAUUUCAGUUUUCGAGGCGAUUGGCUUUGAAAUUUGUAGCGUUUACGCAAACUUGAAACCACAAAACCAUUAUAAUUAUUUUCAACGAAGUUGUACAUCUAAUCUACCUUUAUCUUAGUUUUCGGGGCGAUUGGCUUCGAAUUGUUGUAGCGUUUGUGCAAACUCGAAACCACAAAACCAUUGUUACAAUUAUUUUCAAUGAAGUUGUACAUCUAAUCUAUCUUUAUUUCAGUUUUUGGUGCGAUUGACUUUGAAUAUUGUAGCGUUUGCGCAAACUCAAAACCAGAAAACCGUUGUUAAAAUUAUUUUCAACGAAGUUGUACAUCUAAUCUACCUUUAUUUCAGUUUUCGGGGCGAUUGGCUUUGAAUAUUGUUGCGUUUGCGCAAACUCGGAACGAGAACACCAUUGUUAUAAUUAUUUUCAAUGAAGUUUUGCUUUUAAUCUAUCUUUAUUUCAGUUUUCGGGGCGAUUGGCCUUGAAUUUUGUAGCGUUUGUUAAGUUUCAAUAUGAUUAUUGAAUUUGUUUUAUGAUUAAUUUGUGCGACCUUGAAUGUUUAUUGUUUUUGCGCAAACUUAUAACAAGGAAAACUGUAGUUGUAACUGCGUUAAAGUUAAUCUGUUUUCAGUGAAAUUACAGACAUUUAGUCCAUCUUUAUUUUAGAUUUCGAUGCGAUAAAUGUUAACAAUUUGUGUAGCGUUUGUGCAAACUUGGAACAAGAAAACUGUGGUUAUAUUAUCAGGAUUUUAAUCUGUCGGGAUGUUGAAUAAGUUCUUGCUGUUUUUUCGUGGAAAUUAGUGCUUCAUUUGAAAAAAUUUGGUAAAAACCAUGAAAGUAUCGUCGAUCACUAGCCAGUACUAUUUCCCAUCUUUCCAGCAGCAUUUUAAUUCUACGUCGGAAACACGACAUGUCUCUUGAGGCUAGGAUGCGAAGGUCGUUCAAUAAGUCCUUCGAAAAAAAUAGAAAAACAUAUUACUUCAGGCAGAUUUUUUAAAUUUUUGACAUAAUCUCCUUUUAACUCUAUACAUUUUUCGAAGCGUUUCUCCAACUUUUUUUUUAAACCAUCUAAAAAGUAAGAUUUCGGAAGGUCCUCAAAAUAAGCAUCUGUUUGGGCGAUCGACGUGAACCGUUGUCUGCCGAGCAAUUUUUUUAAGUUUGGAAAUAAAAAACAGUCACUGGGGGCCAAAUCCGGUGAAUACGGUGGAUGUUGUAAUAAUUCGAACUUUAAUGCCAUGAUUUCGGCCAUCGAAACUACACGGGUGUGCACCCGAGCAUUGUCUUGGUGGAAGAUAUUUUUCCUUUUCAAACGAGGUUUUUUCUUGAUUUCUUCGCUCAACCGGUUCAAUAACGACACAUUAUACUCUCCAGUGAUUGUUUUCCUUUUUCACACCCAAUUUUUUGUGCAAAAUUGAAAAUGCCUUGCAAUAUGUAUGUGGCUUUAACUAUUUUGUGGACUUGCCAAUCAUUUCGGGAGUAGUCACUUAGCGUCCUGAACGAUGUUCAUCUUUUGUGGAUGUAGAGCCAGGUUUACACUUGUUUAUCCAAUUGUGAAGAGGAGCAGAUGUGCACUGAACUUUAUCCAACUCGGCUUUGAUUUCUUUCAGUGUUAAACCUUUUAAAUGUAAGUUUGUUUAAUCACCGCUCGAACCUCACUUUUCUCCAUUUUUCUAAAUAAACAAAUUUAACUGAGACUGACAGCUGUCAAAUUAUUUUCUAAGCGACCAGUGCCAUCUCUUGGAUUUUCUAUGGACUUAUAUAGUACUUGUUUGGUGGGUUAUCAAUUUAAACUGCACGCUUGCAGUUCUGGUAACGCCAUCUGUUGGAAAACAGCGAGAACUUAUCCAAUGAAGUGAACUUUUAUUUUUAGUACAAUUAAUGUUAUAUUUUCAUGAUGUUUGCGCAAACUUUAAACAUGAAAACGAUAUGUAAUCUAUCUUUAUUUUAGUUUUGAGUACGAUAACGUUGAUUUUUGUAACGUUUGCGCAAACUUAGAAGAAGAAAAUCACGGUUAUAACCCACAUGAACACCUGUCAAUCUAUUUUUGGUGAAGCUAGGCAUUCGGUGUACCUUUAUGUUGGUUUUCAGUACGAUUAACGCUGGUUUUUGGUAGGGUUUGUGCAAAUCUAGGAAGAAUUAAAGAUAGAUUAAUCAUCUUUAGAAGAAAUAAACCACAUUCUGUUCGGCGAGGGCCCAAAAAUCUUUCAGUAUUAGAAAUGCGGAAUGUAACAGAUUUAACUACCGAUAGCGUAACGUAAUAUUUACCAAAGAUUAUUGCAGCCAAACCACUUGAUAAAUAUUAUCGAACUAGUGAUGCAAAAGACAGAUGUAAAUAACAAUAACGGAAUAUUAAAGACUUAAACAUCUGUGGCAAAAAAAGUACUGAAAAAAAAAACAAACAAUCCGAAAGUUAACAAUCUAAGAGAAUAAGAGUAUGUGUGUGUCCUGCAUCGUUUAAUUAAAAAAAAUAAAGUUAUGCAUUUUUAACCGUUUUGUUUUUUGUCUGUUGUGAUUGUUGAAAGAGUAACGAUGAUUUAGAGAAAGUAUUAAUAACACCGUUUUAUAUAUUUUGCGUUUUUUACCCUUAUUGUUGUAUUUGUCAACUUAAGCUCGUUCUGUAUUUAUUUAUUUUAUCGUUAAGUAUUCGCGACAAGAUCGUUGACAAGCACGAGAUAUUUUAAUUUAUCGAACGUGUCGAAUAUUACCAAAGUGACACGACGAAUCAAACAGCGUUCCUAAUGUUAAGCCACAAGAGACCAAUAUAAUGUGGAUCUAGAACAAAAUAGCCAUUCCAAAUAAUUUAUUCCUUAGAUAUUUUAUAAAAACCGGGAGCAGGUAUUUUCGGAUCGGUAAACUCGAUCGGUCCAGGUAAUGCGCCUUCGCCAACCCAACACGCUGUGAUAGAGAUGUAACCUCACAAAGAAUGCCCCAUCCCCCGAUCAACGGGUGGAUCGCUGAGAAGAAUCUGUCUUUCGCCAAUUCGCUUUCGAAAAUGAAUUUUUGAGGUUAUGGGCGCAGCAGCGCCACCUACAGAUGGCGCUGCGUGUCAACGUUGUAACAAUCGAGUGCUCUUCCCGAAGUAACUUCAGUUUCUCAUCGAUCCACCCGACGGCAUUAGCUGGCACCGCAAAGCAAGCACGAAUGAUCUUAAGAGACGCAAAAUAUCUGCUCCGUUAAGAACUCUCAAAAAGGGAUUAACUGAGAUAUAUGUAAAUAAGAAUGUUAGAAGAUCGCGUACCUGACUACCAAGUGAUUAUAGCAAAUCUUUAGCCUGCUAUUGUAACUCGUAAACUAGUCCAAAACGUUAAACGUUGAUGAAAUAAAAUCUUUAUAUGUAUUAUAGUGUAUGUGUGAAUUUGUAGAAACUAUCCUUACGAGCGUUUCCUGGUUGAUAACGGGACAUCGUCCAUUUCGACGGGUAUAGAUGGCGCCAAUUCCGUACAGCCCUGUCGGGGGUUUUAUGAGAGUGUCGCCAUCUAGUGUUCCCAUUCCUAAGUUGUCUAACUAUAGGUAUAUGAACGAAAGUUUGGCAAAUGGUCUUUGAAAGUUUCUCGUAUAAAAACGAAUCGUUUACUAAUAAGAUUUACGAAUUUACCACCUAUUACGAUCUGGUAAUAUUUGAUUGAUUUGAGUGGUAUAGAAAGUAGUUGGGACGUUUUUACAUACAUUUUCUUCAUUUAUCGGAAGAAAUACAACCAGAUCAUGAUAUGCCAUCGAUCUAGUACAGGACCAAAGCAACACCAACUAGAGAUAGUUUUUCGAAGUUAGCAAAAAUUUUUCUUCCAUUAAACAUUACGGCGGCUUAAUUUUAAGCGUCCCUCAAACACCUUGCGUUACACCACUCGCUCUCUCGGAACUCGAACUCCCAGGGCUUCCUCUUCCGUUCUCCCCAAGAAACGCUCGUAAGCCUAGAACGUUUGGAUCGUUAAGUUGCCAUCUUAUCAUGUAACUAUCUGUGAUGAAAAAAAUAAAAACGGACACAUUGUUAACGGCGUACAUAUGUUACCAAGCGCUCAUAAGUUACAAUGUAGGUCUCCCCGAGGCGGGGUGGCGACGUGGAGCCGCCGGCCUCCGUAAUAUUCCAGUGUUGCCGAUCACUUUCUGACAUACGACGAGUCCCCCAGGUAUGAAAGACCCGAAAAAAAACACUAAGACAAUAAAAGAAUAAGAGAGGCAACGCUCGAUCUUCUUUUGUUUUAGCCCGCAAUGAGUUCGUUUCACAGUCAGUCUCGAGCGGCUUCAACAAAAGAAGCUCAAAGGUUAAAACUGUCCUUAAAACGAUAUCAGUGAGAUUUAGGGAUACGGGCAGUGUAAUUACACAAACGACUGGUAUAAUUUUAUUUCGACACAAUACUAUCGGUAACUCUUGUUUAAGUUAUAAUUGUUUAUCGUAUAUAUUUUUUAUAUUCACUUUAUUUGAUAGCAGCGGGCUGCGGUUAUCGGCAGUCUCCAGUGGAUUCAUUUUUUAAAUGUGUCUAGUUUGUCAUGGUAUUUCUACCGUUUAAAGCAUAUGCAAUUAGUGUAUUGGUGUUAUUGUUUCCUGUAAUGAUGUGAAAUUAAUGUGGAUCGCUUCCGGCAAAGAGUUUUUCGCAGCUCGAUUGACUUUUUACAAGAGAAAUCUAACGUUUUAAUACGGAAAGUGACUUUAGGUUUGCAGUUAUUUAAAUUUCUAAUCUAAUUUUGUCAGGAUCUCUUGCGUUUUCAGAGGAAAAAAAAUUAAACGUGAUCACGCUCUUUGUCUUAGGAAGCGAUUUUGUUUAGAAAUUCAAUCCAUUUAUAUUAUGUGUUAGUUAUAGUGUUAUAGAAUUUGAAGAUUGCACUAUAAAAAAAACAGUAGCACCAAUGUUUUUUAUCUCGUAAUAAUUAUAAUAUAAAAAAAAUUGACAGAGAAGAAAUUUAAAUUUGUUUUUUUCCGUAGUUCUGUAGUCUAGUGAGUAGCGUAGAUGUAGUUUCAUUUUAGCGUAGUAAUAACAAAGUGUAGUUCUUUCUUCGAUGUUUAAAAAAAAAUGUCAGAUUUAAUAUUUAUCCAUUUAUAUUGGGUGUUAUAAAUUUAGUUUUGUUUUCACUGUAAAAAUGUAAUCUAAUUUUAAUAAUACAUUUUUUGGCACUUCA
Molecule: messenger RNA, 7362 nt
Organism: Anoplophora glabripennis (Asian longhorned beetle)
Lineage: Eukaryota; Metazoa; Arthropoda; Insecta; Coleoptera; Cerambycidae
Product: F-box only protein 33
Exons: 7
Coding region: 118-1518 (466 amino acids)
Biological process (GO): positive regulation of protein ubiquitination; SCF-dependent proteasomal ubiquitin-dependent protein catabolic process
Cellular component (GO): SCF ubiquitin ligase complex
Molecular function (GO): protein binding
Source: RefSeq, a predicted model, not a curated record